This is a messenger RNA of Caenorhabditis remanei, 606 nucleotides long. RefSeq lists its product as uncharacterized. The coding region runs from base 1 to 606 and encodes 201 amino acids. NCBI's taxonomy places the organism in Eukaryota, Metazoa, Nematoda, Chromadorea, Rhabditida, Rhabditidae. The transcript has 3 exons. The record is from RefSeq and is a predicted model, not a curated record.
AUGGCAACUUCUAGCCACUCUGACGAUUAUGAACCUAGAGAAAAACGAUCAAGAAUGGCAAAACCGUGUCGCAAACAGCCAACGCAUCAAAUGCGUCUUCCAAUAAUACUGCCAAGACUACCACCUAAGGUGUCGACAUCACAAAAUACAUCAGUUCGCCUGAUAAGUACCCCGCCAACAAUUGUUCCAAGCUCGUCGAAUCCACGCCCAUUGAUUUCUUUACUUGAUCGAACAGAGUUCAGAGACCGAUCUCGCGUUGCGAUGAUCACACAACAACCAUCCAAACCGAAGAAAUGUUACUAUACGGAAUUGAAUGAAAUUCGAAGAGAGUUUGGAAUACCUGAAACGUUUGAUACAAAUAAGCCUAAUACGAUGAGUGGAGUUGCUUUGGCCGAAAAACUCCAACUGCUCCAGAGAAUGCGCGGUGAAAAUAAAUUUCUACUGGAGUCAAUUCAGAAAAAACAGAAUGCAUAUGAAGAACGGAGAGUAUCGAUCGAACAAGUUCGCAGAGUAACACAAGACACUAUCGAUAACUGCCAUCUACUCAAAGAAACUUUACAGACAGUAGAAGAAGAUAAUUUAAGAUUGAGAAGUCAAUUGAGGUAG